This is a messenger RNA of Momordica charantia (bitter melon), 1843 nucleotides long. RefSeq lists its product as uncharacterized. Lineage: Eukaryota; Viridiplantae; Streptophyta; Magnoliopsida; Cucurbitales; Cucurbitaceae. The record is from RefSeq and is a predicted model, not a curated record.
UUCUUUUGUUUCUCUGUCUCUGUCUGUUUCUAUUCGCUAAAAAAACUUUGUGCAUUGGAGCUUUGUGUGACCACUUUCUGAUGGCCAUCAAAAAUUCCUUUGAGCAAUGAAUCCAUCUCUGACGAAAUUCUCUCCGGCAUCACCUCGUCGCCAGACGGUCAAAUCUGGCCGCAGUCCCGGAGGCCGGCGGUCCAAUUUCAUAACUCCAAUGACUCCUCUGUUGCGGUGGAAGUUGGAGGACAAGCAUGGAUCUCGCGGCCGUGGCCGACUUCAAUUCCGGGCCAGAAAGCUCGCUGCCGGCCUUUGGCAGCUCCAUUACACGGAAAUUUCAGGCGGCGGCGGCGGCGGCGACUCUCAGGGAAAUGGAGGAGGAGUAGAAGCAGAGCAGAGGUUACAGAGACGUCGUUGUUUUGAUUCAUCCAAUAAAGGAAUCCAGACUGAGACUAAGGCAGCAACAACAAAAAGGAACUAUGAAACCCCAGAGGUUGCAGAAGCGGCGUUGGGUGGAUUUUGCAGCGGCGCCGGAGAGCAACCGUUGACGGCCGCCUCCGCCGCAUCUGAUCUGAAGGCAGAGCUGGCGAUGGCCCAAACACGCAUCCGCAAGCUAGAAUAUCGGCUGCGAAAUUCAAGGAAAAAAGUCGAGCACUUGAAAGGGAAACUCGAAGAAAACAGAGCCUUAUGGAGGAGCCGAAGGCAUCUGAAACUCGGCGCCGUGGCCGACGAAUUAAACCAAGAGAGAAAAACCCGUCACAGAACUGAAAUUCUAAACGCCAAUUUGGCAAAAGACCUGGCCGAAGCCAAAUCCUACGCUAAAAAAUACAAGCAAGAAUACGAGAAAGAAAGGAAAAACAGAGAGCUGAUGGAGGAGGUCUGCGCAGAGAUGGCGAACCAAAUUGUGGAAGACAAGGUAAGAGUGGAAGCUUUGAAAAUGGAGUCCAUGAAACUGUGUGAAGAAUUGGAAGAAGAGAGGAAUAUGCUGCAAAUGGCGGAGGUUUGGCGAGAAGAAAGAAUCCAAAUGAAAUUGAUAGAUGCGAAAUUGGCUCUGGAAGACAAGUAUAUCCAAAUGAACAAACUCAUCACCGACCUUGAAAAUUUUCUGACGUCGAGGAGCGAGAAAUUGGGCGUGAUGGAGAUGAAGAGAGCCGAAUUGAUCCAUGAAGCUGCAAAAUCACUCAACAUGGAAGAAAUUGAGGGAUUCUUUUGCCAGCCGAAAAAACAGAGCCUUGUGCUGUCUCUGCUCGAGGAUUUGAAGGAAGCAACCAAAUUGGAGGGGAAAUGUCAAGAGAUCGAUAACCCAGAUGCAAACAAGUAUGUUUCUGAGAGAAAAACAGAAAAUGCUGAGAACCCAUGUGAUGAAACUUGGAAAAAGAAGGUAAUAGAUGGAACUAGUGGAAGGUUUUCGAGUGGAUCAGUGAGUCAGAGGAACUCGGAGAACCCACAUAUCAGAAGAGAAACUCAGGGGUGUAUCGAAUGGCCACGAGGGAUUCAGAAAAAUUGCUUCAAGAACAAGCAGCCUCCUUUGGACGCCAGGAUUCAAACCCAAAAAUCUCAACUACGCCAUAUUCUUAGACACAAACUGAAUUGACAAUGACAUGUUGUUUUCAAAAAGGCACAGAUUUAGAACUCUUUCAGAACUCAAAUGAAGAGAGAAUCGGUGGUAUGGUAUCUUUUUUUACACCCAUUUAAUCUUUAGUUUAUCGAACCAAAUCGAAUUCCAAAGGAAUAAAAAUCCCUCGGUGCAGUAUUAAUGAACCAAAAACAUGUGAAGAAAUAGUGACGAUUACUUUAAAUUGUUGCCACUAAUUCAAAAUUUGUUGCUGGAAUAGAAUCAUUUCGAGGAAAA